This is a messenger RNA of Echinostoma caproni, 1608 nucleotides long. The record is from the annotation of a GenBank genome assembly. Lineage: Eukaryota; Metazoa; Platyhelminthes; Trematoda; Plagiorchiida; Echinostomatidae.
AUGAUUAUGCACAAAAAGGAUACCGAGGAUCAAGGUCGAAUUCUCACAAGAGUGGAAGGUUAUCGUGUGCAAAGCAUGGCAGCAAUUCUCCCACCACCCCGAAUUUCAGUUCCGGAUAGUCAGCCAAACUCCAUUCAGAAUCCAUCUGACAUGGUCGCUCCAGGGGCUCCGGAUUCCUUGAAUGACUGUGCUUUAAACGGGACGGCUGGCUUAAACGGCACUUUUCCCGCAGAUCCCAAUCGGCACGUGGAUCAGCUGCUCAUAGCUGAUAGCUUACAUCGGAUCAGACUAUUCCGUUUUGGCUUCCUCGGUCCGGCUUCCGGAUUGACAGGCUCCAACCAAUCGAGUGGACCAGCUGAAUCUGGUGAAGCCACAGGCGGUACGGGAGCUGCUUCAGAAUUAGGCUCUCAUCCUCAUCCGAGUUCUACGAUCAAUCCCGCUUCCUCUCUCGGCCCGUCCGUAACAUCUGUUCCAGCUGGAAUCCUGCUCGAUAUGCCGAUCCUCCCAGUUGGUCUUAGUCGGCUCAGUUCGACCCAUUCUCAAAGCUCACAAACUCCUCCCUCACUUCGACCCGUAUUGCAGCACUCAGGAUCGGGUGCCCUCAGUGCAGCCCCGUAUGCUGUUGUCUCGUCAGCUAGUGGCAGCAGCCUCGCCGGAGCUGGCAGUGGUGGAGGUAGUGCAGGGGGUGGAAAUAGUGUCACCAUAUUGUUUGGUGCUCCGCUGGAACGGUCGGCCUCUGCAAACUACAGUGCGUCGGUCACAACAUUGGCUGAAAUGCGUGCCUUGACGGCAGCUGCGACGGCGGCAGCCUUGGCAGGUUCUCACUCGCGCUCGUUUGCUGGACUAGUACACUCAUUAUCCAGCAUGGUGGCUGCCAGUUCUGCCUCGCCCACGGAGCCCGGUAGUGGAGCCGAAUCAACUCGCCCGUUAGCUCCUAGUACUGCGGAAGCGGCUAUCGGUCCAGUCGUGUGUACAACAUCUACCGGCACUACAGGCACACUUAGUGGGUCUGUUGGGACAGGGCAUAUAACUUCAGCGACUUCUACAGCCAGUGUAGUUGCCUCAUCCGUCACCUCUACGGCUGCUUUCACGCCUUCCGCAUUGGGCGCACAUACAAAUAGUAAUGGAACUACAAACAGUUACGGCCUGUUGGACCAUCGGACUCUUUUCAAAGAAACGCAUGCCGUACAAUCCAUUGUUAUGUCCCGUUCCGGUCAACGUGCUUUAAUAACGGUCCACAAAAUGGGACUUCAUUUGUGGGAUGUGGAAGCUUGUGCUAUCAUCCAGCGAUUCAUUGGCUACAAACAAGAUACCUUCCGACUUCAUUCUACUUUCGGUGGAGCAACUGAAGACUUCGUGGCCACCGGUAGUGAAAACGGUCGAGUACAUAUUUGGCAUACAAAAAGUGGAAAUCACCCGAUCCACUCCACAAUGGCUUCCUCCUCCUCUUCCUCUGGUGCACUCAGUCCAGACGCGGUAACUUGUGUGCACUGGAAUCCUGCCUUACCAACUAUGAUGGCCUCAGUCAGUGAUGCCGGUGAUCUGUGCAUCUGGGGUCCACAACGUUUCGUAUUGGGAUCUGGGCAGCCUAUGGAACAGUCCGCUUAG